AUCUGUGAAUUAGUAAUCCAUUACACCGCAUCUGGUACACAACAGCACUCGCAAAGUCGGUUCCAGUAUUUUGAAGCACCCUGUCAGUAUACGAUCAUUCGUUCAGCAGAAGCCAUGGCUCCUGCCGCAUACCUUCUCGUGUUAUCACAGCCAGGGGAGCGCGUCUCCGAAGAGGAGUUCGACGACUGGUACGACAACGAGCAUGUCCCCCUCCGCCUCGACGUCCCAGCUUUCCGCACCUGGAAUCGAUGGAAGGCGGCUGACGGCCAGAAGCCCGCUUGGGCAGCUUCCUAUGACAUCGCCUCGUACGAGGACACUCUGAAGCAGCCGUGCUCUCGGCUCGCGGAGACACGUAGCGAACGCGAGAAGAGAAUCUUCAGCGAUAUCGAGAUAGCAGAUAGGCGAACGUACGAGCUGCGGGAGGGUACGCUUCCCUCGCCGUCCUCGCUCUAUAACCCGAAGAAGCCAGCGCGCUAUGUGGCGUUCGUAUUCGUCGAUGUAAAGGAGGGUGGGGAGGAACUGCUCAAUGGGUGGUAUGACGAAGAACAUAUUCCCAUGUUUGCGAAGCAGUCUGGGUGGGUGAGGAGCCGGAGAUUUGUCUUGAAGGACUGGGGGCGGGUAGGAGUAGAUGGGCAGAAGGACCAGCAGCCUCCAGCGAAGUAUCUCGCGGUGCACGAGCGGGAGUCGACAGAGGCGGUGAAGGACCCCAAAUUUAUUCAAACCUGGGAGACUUCAUUGAAGGCCGAGGUGGACAAGGUUGUGGUGAGACGAGAGGUUAGGUCGUUUGAAUAUUACAAGCACUGGGAGAAGUAAGCUGCCUGCCGGUACUGAUACACAUAUGUACUACUAUACUAUACCUGGAGCGAUGUAAUAUCUUUGUAGUGAUUGUAAUGGUAUACAGUAGCUGCAUAUGCACGCUA
Messenger RNA from Phanerochaete carnosa HHB-10118-sp, 920 nucleotides. RefSeq lists its product as uncharacterized. The record is from RefSeq and is a predicted model, not a curated record. The coding region runs from base 115 to 813 and encodes 232 amino acids. NCBI's taxonomy places the organism in Eukaryota, Fungi, Basidiomycota, Agaricomycetes, Polyporales, Phanerochaetaceae. The transcript has a single exon.